UUUUUUUUGUUGUUUUAGAUGAAAGUGAGACCAAAUGGGUCUCUUUUACAACCUCAUCGAUACCCCCAUCGCUGCAUAUCACCAUGGAGGCAGCGACAGCGUCAUGUUCAGUCAUCUGGAUAUCAUACUCCUCUCAGUAAACAUAAUCGACAUCGACGCUCAAUCGGUUCUCGGCGUGUGCUCAAAAAUCAUAGAGGGGUAUUGAAUUUGCCCAAAAAGACUGCACUUCAACUUCUCCAAAAUGUUUGUCUUGAUACAGGAGGCAGCCCAUGGCAUUGUGAAGUUGUCUCAUCAAGGAAACAAAAAUUAAGUCGACUGUCUCCAGCAGGUGACCAUUCUGCUCGAAAAUUGGGGUUCCAGGUCAUGGCAUCUCUGGACAGGCUUGAAGGUGCCCGGAAGCCCAUUCUGGUGUCUGAAUUUUCAGAAAAUGUAAGAGAUCCACAGGUGACAUCUUCUGUGAAUGGGGAGGCCAGUGGUUAUGAAAAAAAAUCUUUGAAAGAAAAGAACCUAAGAGGAUGGAGGCAGGGAGAAGGGAAUGUAGGUGGAGAUGGAGAUGAUGUUAUUGUAGUAGAGGAGAAAUGCCAUAUCCAGAGCAACAACCAUAGCAAAGGGAAACAACAGGUCCCAGAACCCUCAACUUCGAAGCAAAGGAGCACUGACAUUGAAGUCAUUGACCUUGAUGAUGAAGUGGUUAAUCUUGCCCAAAUUCCUCCAGAUCAUCCUCAUGCAGCAUCAUCGUCUGACACUUACAUAAUUGAACUUUCCUCUGAUGAAGAGGAUUUAUCUUCUUCUGAUGUCAUUCCAUGCAGUCAAAGAUUCCCUGUUGGACAUGAGGUAUUGGCUCAGGAAUAUCAUCCCUCUUUCUCAUCAGCUGAUAUACAAUAUUACAUCAACAAGCCCUCUCAAGGGGAAUGCAUUAUUGCCCUUGUUCACCCAGUAGCUUUCUAUUUGAAGGGGUGUGUGGAACUACGGGUCAUCUCAGGGCGAAUCAAGAUAAUGGGUUAUGAAAUCACAGUGAGGGAUGGAUUUCUGCCUUUGGUCUCUAGUGCUGUUUGUGCUGUGUUGUCUUUGAACACCCUACCCCCUGAUGGUCCUUGCCCAAAAGAUGUAACAAAUGCCCUUUUGGCUUAUGGGGUGCGAGUGAGAUACCCACGGGAUGAAGUGUUCGUCAUAGUAAGGCCAUUGAAAUCACCAGUGCUUUGUACCCUCAAGCACUACUACCCUGGAGUAUUUUCCCCUCCUCCAAUUCGUCAGGACAUCCCACCUAACUUGCAGAACCUGAUUCGUAACCUCCAAGAAAAAGUUGGACUUCGCAUUCUAGAUCCAAAUGAUCCAAUCAAUGGAGUUCUCCCACUUCUUCACAUUCCCCCGGAGUGGGAGGAUGCUGUGAAUCAAAUUGUGCAGAAGAAGCAUGUAACAGAAUGGCCUCCUCGUGUUGUCAUUUGUGGGGACCAGAACACAGGAAAGUCUACUCUGGCACGUUACCUGGUGAAUCGGCUCUUGUCAUCUCGGUGCAAGGAAGUUCUGUACCUGGAUGUUGAUCCUGGACAGUCUGAAUUCACAGUUUCUACAUGUUUGUCAUUGGUUAAGGUCAUGAAACCUCUGCUGGGUCCUCCAUGGAGUCAUCAACUUGAUCCUCUUAUCCAAUACUGCUUUGGGCAUUUAAAUGUGGGGAAUGAUCCAGUGAGCUACUUGAAGAUUGUUUUGAAAUUGAUCAAGAAUGUGAAGUCCAGUCUAGAAUUGUCUUCUAUGCCUCUCAUUGUGAAUACUAUGGGCUGGAUUGUUGGCUUGGGAGCAGAACUGCAGAUGGGCAUUGUUCGGUGCAUUCAGCCUACUGUAAUGCUCUAUCUGAAGUCUUCAAACUCACGUCAAUCAGGAGGCCCUGCUUUGAAUCCUCUCCCACAUAUUGUCUCUGAAAGGCAGAGUUGGUUGCUUCGCAAUGCUCUAGGGGUUGAGUGCCCUUCCCUACGGUAUCAGCUAAUUCAUUUGACUGCUGUCAGUCUGCCACAAAACCGGGAAGCUUCUGACCACAGUCGUGUGGGAGAGUCUGUCCUGAAUCGAGAGCUCCAGACAGUGGCAUACUUAGGACGUCUUCAGUCACGUGUGGAUCAUAUACCCAUCCCCUUGCAUGCUGUCACCCCUUUCAGGCGACAAUUGGAAGGACUUGGAAUCCAGAUCUUGAAUGCAUCAGUGCCCUGGAGGCUAAUUUUGGAAUGUGUGAAUGGGCGAUUGGUGUCUUUAGGGCAAGCUGAGGAAUCCCAAUUCCUUCCCUGUUCUGGUGUUGGUGGACCUCGAUCUGUCAAGCCUGAUGAAAUUAUACAGUGUCUUGGCUUUGGGCUUGUAAGAGGGAUUGAUGUGGAGAGUGGUUUCAUCUACAUCUCCACACCAACAGAUAUGACAACCCUUGAUAAAGUCAACUGCAUUACUGUUGGGGCUCUAUUCCUGCCUCGCAUCAUCCUUGAACGCACAUCUCACUUGGAGCCAACAGAGUCCCUUUAUCCAUCAAGGUUGAAGAAGAAGAAACGGACCAUGUUGCAAGAACCAGAAACAAAAAGAGUGGCACGAUCUCGCUACAGGCAGCAGCAUAGUACACGUUGAGCUUCAGUUUCUCUACCCUGUGUGAAGGUGAUCAGCUGUGAUGUCAUGUUGGAAUGAAAAUAUUUAUUCCAUGUCUCAGGGGAG
Molecule: messenger RNA, 2682 nt
Organism: Darwinula stevensoni
Lineage: Eukaryota; Metazoa; Arthropoda; Ostracoda; Podocopida; Darwinulidae
Source: the annotation of a GenBank genome assembly